Messenger RNA from Trifolium pratense (red clover), 1322 nucleotides. RefSeq names its product senescence-specific cysteine protease SAG39-like. The coding region runs from base 123 to 1157 and encodes 344 amino acids. Lineage: Eukaryota; Viridiplantae; Streptophyta; Magnoliopsida; Fabales; Fabaceae. Gene Ontology annotation, molecular function: cysteine-type endopeptidase activity. The transcript has 2 exons. The record is from RefSeq and is a predicted model, not a curated record. Gene Ontology annotation, cellular component: lysosome.
AUACCACAAUAUUCUUUAGUACAAGCACCACACAUCUUUCUCAACAUUUAACUGCUAAUUAACCAACAUCAAAGCAGUUAUUUGUUCCCAAUAUUGUCACACUUCAUUAGCUAGUAGCUACCAUGGCUGCCAAUAAUCAAUUAUAUCAUAUUUCAUUAGCAUUGCUUUUUUGCUUGGGAUUAUUUGCUAUUCAAGUAACUUCUCGCACUCUCCAAGAUGACUCUAUGUAUGAGAGGCAUGGACAAUGGAUGAGUCAGUAUGGCAAAAUCUAUAAGGAUCAUCAAGAAAGGGAGACGCGUUUCAAGAUAUUCAAAGAAAACGUGAAUUACAUUGAAACUUUCAACAAUGCUGAUGAUACCAAAUCAUACAAACUAGGCAUUAAUCAAUUUGCAGACCUCACCAAUGAGGAGUUCAUAGCAUCUAGGAACAAAUUCAAGGGGCAUAUGUGUUCUUCAAUCACAAGGACAACUAGCUUUAAGUAUGAAAAUGUAAGUGGAAUCCCAUCCACAGUGGAUUGGAGGAAGAAAGGAGCGGUGACGCCUGUGAAGAACCAAGGUCAAUGUGGAUGUUGUUGGGCGUUUUCUGCUGUUGCAGCAACCGAAGGAAUUCAUAAGUUGAGUACUGGAAAAUUAAUCUCUUUAUCAGAACAAGAACUUGUUGAUUGUGACACAAAAGGUGUGGACCAAGGAUGUGAGGGUGGUCUUAUGGAUGAUGCUUUCAAAUUCAUAAUUCAAAAUCACGGACUUAGCACCGAAGCUCAAUACCCCUAUGAAGGUGUUGACGGAACAUGCAAUGCAAACAAAGCAUCUGUCCAAGCAGUUACUAUUACAGGAUAUGAAGAUGUCCCAGCCAACAGUGAGCAGGCACUGCAGAAAGCUGUGGCAAAUCAACCAAUAUCUGUAGCCAUUGAUGCUAGUGGAUCUGACUUUCAAUUUUACAAAAGUGGCGUCUUUACUGGUUCAUGCGGAACUGAGUUGGAUCACGGUGUCACUGCGGUGGGUUAUGGUGUCAGUAAUGAUGGAACUAAGUAUUGGUUGGUUAAGAACUCAUGGGGAACUGAUUGGGGUGAAGAAGGAUACAUUAUGAUGCAAAGGGGAAUUGAAGCUGCUGAAGGAAUAUGUGGCAUUGCUAUGCAAGCAUCUUACCCUACUGCUUAAAUGUCAAACUUAAUACUUAUAAAUUCUACCACUAAACUUUGUAAUUCGAACUAAACUGUGUUUGAUUGUGCAUUUAUCAGCUACAUUCAUCAUGGUUUCUACAACUAGUUGUGUAUAUUAUAUACUUAUACUUGUGCAUUUAUCAAUACAAUGAAGAUAUUAAGA